AAAACAAAACAAAAAACCAAACAAGAUAUCUUGGUGAGUCAGUGAAGGUGACACAACAGGCAGCUUCUGCGCUCACCGCUCACUUUCCGAGGUCAGACAGAGAAGAAGUUUGUCGACGAAGAAGAGAGGAGCUGAUCUGAAAGAAAAUGACAACACACGGUCACGAAGAGAAAAGAUAUGACCCCAAAGACACGACUCUGAAGUUUGUCAACAGACCGGAUGAUCUGGAUCCACUACCUCCAGAGGAAGGAGACAAGUGUCUCCGAGCAGAGAUGUCCUGCGGUCAUGCCGUCACUCCAGAGUCUCUCACUGGGUGGUGUCGCAGCCUGCUGGAUCAGGGCCAGUACACAUUUAAGUGCCCUGCUUUAAAGAAUGACACCUUGCAAAAGUGUGAUGCAGUGUGGUCUUAUCAAGAGGUGCGCAGGCUGGCAGUGUUGACAGUUGAAGAGAUGAAGUACUUUGAAGAGAACAUCGCCCGUCUGGCUGCCACCAAAUACUGUGAAUUCAAAACAUGUCCCGGAUGCAAAUCCAAUGUGGAGAGAGAGGACCUGACUAACCUCAGCGUGCGGUGCACAAUCUGCACAUCAGACAGGAAUAAAGUUUACGAGUUCUGCUGGCAGUGUCUGAAGGUGUGGAAAGGUAGUGCUCCACGCUCUGACCGCUGCGAUAAUGACGGCUGCAUUAACCAUGACCUUGAGCUUCUCAAGAACUGCAAGACCACCACCCUCCAUCAGGUGCAGGGGGUCGACACGUGUCCCUCCAUCCGGGCCUGUCCCACCUGUGGUCAGAUGGUGGAGCACGACAAAACAGGCUGUAAGAACAUCAUCUGUCCUCGCUGUCAGGUCGAGUUCUGCUUUGUGUGUCUGAAGCUCACUCCUGAGUGCCUGAACACGAGCUCUUACUUCAUCCCUUGCAGUGAUGGUGUGGCUCCCAGACAAACCUUCAUACCUGUGUGGCACAGAGACUAAGAGGGGAUCUGCAAACAUAUUCACUACUCAUGCUGUAGCUUGCAGCCUUCUUCUGUCACAAUAUACUUAACUUUUACUGAUUUCAUUGUAAGAUUAUCUUUGCAAUUGAAGCCAGCAGUGAGGCUUAUAUACUUCAUGCACUGUUUGAGCCUUAAAGUAGUAUUUUCUGAGAUUGUUGUAUACGGUAAUGCAUUGUUUUUAAUAUCUGCCAGUUAUGGCUGCUCCCAAUUGAUCUCUGCUCAAUAUUAGUCAAUCAUUGAUAAGUGCUUUACUUAAUAAAAAGAAGUUUCCCUUUA
Molecule: messenger RNA, 1264 nt
Organism: Micropterus dolomieu (smallmouth bass)
Lineage: Eukaryota; Metazoa; Chordata; Actinopteri; Centrarchiformes; Centrarchidae
Product: probable E3 ubiquitin-protein ligase ARI5
Exons: 4
Coding region: 147-968 (273 amino acids)
Source: RefSeq, a predicted model, not a curated record